Molecule: messenger RNA, 2412 nt
Organism: Acanthoscelides obtectus
Lineage: Eukaryota; Metazoa; Arthropoda; Insecta; Coleoptera; Chrysomelidae
Source: the annotation of a GenBank genome assembly
AUGUUGGGCGACCUGAAGGUUGCAGACUGUAAAUAUCGCGAGGGCAGAGUCCAAAGCUUCCAAGUUAUUCUACGCUUUGCUAGAAUCGAUCGGUGGAUAGAAGGGCUGGCAACAAAAGGAUUCCCUAGGAAACGAGACGACAUUUUAAAUAGCGUUCACAAAUUUUUGACUGAAAAUCCACGGCCUAAUCCCUUUAAAAACAACAGACCCGGUGAGAGUUGGUUCAAGGUUUUCCUAAAAAGACAUCCAGCCCUUGUGCAGCGAACAAGUGAACCAGUAAGUGACGCCAGCGCUUGUGUUUCGGAAGCAGACAUUCGGAAAUGGUUCAAAGAUAUAAAUAGUUAUCUUAUCUCGAAAAAUAUUGUGAUUGAUGACCCUUCAAGAAUUUACAAUGGCGACGAAUCCGGAUUUCAGAUUUGCCCAAAAACUGGCAAAGUUUUUGCUAGGAAAGGCGCGAAGAAUGUUUAUUCUGUGGAAAAGGGAUCAUCUAAGGAAAGCAUCACUGUCAUGUUUUCAUUUUCUGCUUCGGGGUUAACUUGUCCACCUAUGAUAAUUUAUGGUUACAAGCGAAUUCGAGAAAAAAUAAGCCAGACCGUCAAAGACCCUGAUUGGGGCAUUGGAAGAUCGGAUAAUGGCUGGAUGACGGCGGAAACGUUCUAUGAUUAUGUGAAAAACGUAUUUUAUCCAUUCUUUGUGAAAAAUAAUAUACACUUCCCUGUAUUAUUAUUUUUAGAUGAUCACAAGUCUCAUUUAACUUAUGAGUUAAGUAUACUUUGCAAUGAACUAAACAUUGAAGUUAUAGCCUUAUAUCCGAAUGCAACGAGAAUUCUUCAACCAUGUGAUGUUGCAGUAUUCAGGCCCAUAAAAAUGGGAUGGAAAAAGGCCGUACGAGAGUUUUACGAACAAAAUCCUGGAGAAGUUCUAAAUAAAAUAACAUUUGCUCCUCUAUUGGAAAAAGUAGUGGCAAAACAUAUCAAAAAGGAAACUUUAAUUAAUGGAUUUCGUGCUUGUGGUUUAUUCCCUUUUAACCCAGAUGCUGUUGAUUACACGAAGUGCUUGGGAAACAAAAAAGAGCAUCCUGAAGUAAAAAGGAUACCCCCGCGCAUGGAUCAUAGAACAUUUGUCAGUUUGACUGGAGAAAAUUUAAUCAAGAGAUUAAAAUCUUUCGAUAAUCUUUUGAUUGAAGAAGGUAUUACCGAAGAGUUUUUGAGUUUGUACCAAAUAUGGAGUUAUUUUGAAAAGCCAGAUUGCUUGCCAGAAAUGAGAGACGUGCCAAGAUUUGAUAAUCAGGUAUUGAACUCGUCUGAGGCUGAACCUGAGUUAGAUCCAUCUGAGAGCCAACCAUCAACUGCGCCAAAAAAUAAAAUAAAUUUGGAUGCUGAAUUGAAUCCAUCUGAGAAUCAACUUUCAAAAGAACCACAAAUUAAUAUAACACAAAAUAUAGUCACAAAACCUGGCAAAGACACUAUCUAUAGUUUGCCAUCUACUAGUAAAAAUAUAGGUGACUACUUAGUAGUUCCAGAAAAACCAACAAGAAAGAAUAAACGUAAUAUCGAAAGAGUUUCCUUUGCUAUAACAUCAAAAGAGUAUCAAGAGAGUUUUGAAAAAAAACGUGCCUUAAAGUUAGAAUUAGAAAAUAAAAAAUUGGAGAGAAAACGGAAAAGAGAAGAGAGUGUCGCAGCAAAAGCUUUAAAAAAGAGUGCGCAAGGUAAUGACAAAGAUAAUAAUUCAUGUUUUGUAUGCAAAGUUCGUACAAUAAAGAAGCAUUACUUAACAUGUAACAGCUGCAAGAAAAGAAUUCACCAACGAUGUAUUCCGAAAAAACAUAACGAACAUAUUCCUGAAGAAGGUGAUGAGGAUCUAUUCAUGUGUCAUAUGUGUUAUACUGAGGAAAGCGAUGAUGAUGUUAUUUCAGAAAUAGAAGUUGAAGAAGACGGCGAAGCGUAUAACGAAAAAGAAAUCGACUGCAGAAUGAGUAAAAAAUUUAAACAAAAUGAAAGCGAAGAGGAUAUCGAAGCAGAUCAUCAAAAAGAAUCCAACGUCGAAAUCUAUGAGGAGCGUGAAAAAAUAGAAAGCAAUAAAGAUCAAGAACCAAAAGAAAUUGGCAAUAAGAAGAUUAACGAAAUAAAUGCACAGGAACAAAAUUACAAUUUGCCCGUCGAAUCAAAACAAGUAGAAAGUAGGGAAGGUAAUAAAGUGGAUGAGCAAGAUGAAACUAACAGCAAAGUUUAUGGAAACCCGGGAGAAAUAGAAAGUGAAGAAGUAAUUGAAACAGACGAUCAAAUAAAAACUGACAGCAAAAUGUGCAAGGAACCUAAAAUGGGAAGUGAAGAAGAUCUUGAAGAUUGUGGCUACAUGGACGUCGAAGAAUUAUUUCAUAUGUACCAAUCUGAAAUGAAAAAAUUUAAAUAA